Coregonus clupeaformis (lake whitefish) is the source of this 1348-nucleotide messenger RNA. Its product is annotated as myozenin-2. Lineage: Eukaryota; Metazoa; Chordata; Actinopteri; Salmoniformes; Salmonidae. Gene Ontology annotation, cellular component: Z disc; actin cytoskeleton. Gene Ontology annotation, molecular function: telethonin binding; actin binding; FATZ binding. The record is from RefSeq and is a predicted model, not a curated record. The transcript is spliced from 6 exons. Bases 159 to 965 code for a protein of 268 amino acids.
CACCUACCCCCGCAACAGCUUCAGAGCUGGGGAGCGCAAAGGACCCGUGCAGGUCGCACUACCCAGUCUGACCUCCUCGCCCUACGCCUUCCUAGCUUCCGUAAGGAUACAGGCAUAUCUUGACACAACCCCAAAGGGACAUACACACAGGGGCAGCAAUGUCGCAGUUCUCUACCAUGACAACCAACGAGAGGAAACUGCAAGCAGCAGCCAUCUGUAGGGAGAUACAGGGUCCUGAAGAUGCAGAGAUGGACCUGGGGAAGAAGAUGAGUGUCCCUAAGGAUGUGAUGCUGGAGGAGCUGUCUCUGGUGUCCAACAGGGGCUCCCUCCUCUUUGAAAAGCGCAAGAGGCGCUCAGAGAAAUACACCUUCGAGAGCAUCCAGAAUGUAUCCAACACACAGAUCAAUAAUGGUGUAAAUCUUCAAACGGAGAGUCAAGAAACGAAAGAAAACAGCUUAAGAGUGGAGCAGUCGUCUAAAAUGCCCCCGAACAUGCCUGACCCGAGCACCGCCCCUAACCCAGACAACAUUGCACCAGGUUAUGGUGGACCUCUGCAAGAAAUGGAACCAGAGAAGUUCAACAGAACAUGCCUCCCGAAGUCCUACCACUCCCCCUGGGACCAGGCCAUCUACCACCACGACCCCUCCCUGGCCGAUAGCCUCGUCACUCGCCUGCCAGAGCCCGAGGCCAAGCCAGAAGGACCAGGGUACAAGAGCUUCAACAGGGUGGCUACUCCGUUCGGAGGCUUCGGAGGCAAGUCCACCAGACCGGCCCCAUUGUUCAAGGCCCCCGAGGUGGAACACAACUCCAUGCCGGACCUGUACCCCGAGCUCCAGGCGGAGCCUGCAGUGCAGAGGCCCACAUUCAACAGGGUGGCCUGCGGCUGGGCGGGGGCCAGCGCCCCCCUCAUCCUUCCCACAGUGCACCUGGAUCCCACGUUUAUCCCAGAGUCCGAUGACCUUUGAAACUCUGGCAGUUGCUGUGUCUUCCCGAGACGCUGCCUGGUUUGCUAUCCACAAGGUAUUGCGGUGGGUUAGGGUCAGAAUAGGGUCAGAGUGAGGGAAGGAGGCAUUUUGGUUUCCCGCUUAGGGCAAGUUAGCUACUUUUUUUGUGGGGAAAACACACGUUUCUCUGAUUAACUGAUUGGCCCAUGCCCAAGGUGUUCUGCCCAUCUUCAAACUGCACUUGAAAUAAGUCAACCAGCUAGUGUACGCUAGCUAGAGUUACUAAAUAUAGUAUAGGAGCUAUACAUACAUUGAUGUGUAUAAGUGAAAUGAUAUCUGCCUGAUGACAUUUGAUUAUCGGUAUUAUUUGUUUUUUGAGCUAAAUUAAAUAAUGUAAAGCAUAA